Knipowitschia caucasica is the source of this 513-nucleotide messenger RNA. Lineage: Eukaryota; Metazoa; Chordata; Actinopteri; Gobiiformes; Gobiidae. The record is from the annotation of a GenBank genome assembly.
AUGGAAGCCAUUAUGGAGAUGAGGGCGCUGAGCGGAGCCGAGUGGUCCUCGGCCAGCGACGACAAGCCUCUCUGUCUGAUUCCAUGGAGAGAGUCGUUUGCUUUGAUCUCUCUCUUGCCGUGCGACCUCCACGCCGUGCGACAGGCUGCAGGACGCCCGUAUACCGUCAUCGCCAAAACGCCGCCGCAUUCAAGGGAGCGUCUGGAUGCGAGGGUGCGGUGCCGUGAGACGUCUAACCCCUCUCUGGCAACGCACUUUCUUCUGCUCAGUGUCCUCAAAGCUAUUGUAAUUCACUCUGGGUUUGGCCGCGGCGGCAAUGACAGCGCGGACCACAGAAUGGAUAAGUGUCCGCAGGCGGCGAGGACCUCCGCUGGGACCUGGCAGCCGUCUCACAGAGCCCGUAUUGAGGCAGGCUCCAGUCCCUCUGCACCUGCACCAACCAUCCCAACUGCAGCGUCCCGGACACGGCUGAGCACCAACAACAUGAACUCACCCUCGGGUCGUCACCUCUGA